This is a messenger RNA of Amphimedon queenslandica, 7285 nucleotides long. RefSeq names its product CCR4-NOT transcription complex subunit 1-like. Lineage: Eukaryota; Metazoa; Porifera; Demospongiae; Haplosclerida; Niphatidae. Gene Ontology annotation, biological process: negative regulation of translation; nuclear-transcribed mRNA catabolic process, deadenylation-dependent decay. The coding region runs from base 108 to 7211 and encodes 2367 amino acids. The transcript has 61 exons. Gene Ontology annotation, molecular function: molecular adaptor activity. Gene Ontology annotation, cellular component: CCR4-NOT core complex; P-body. The record is from RefSeq and is a predicted model, not a curated record.
CGGUUACUGCAUGUUGGUGGUGAAGAAAGAAAAGUUCAAUGAUCAUUUGGAAAACUCUGGAAAAGGGACACUUAAUUAGCCUUUCUCGGUAAUCAAAAGGGCCAAGGAUGGCUCUCAAUCCACGCUCUUACGGUCUGGCCCAAAUACAGUACCUGGUCGCCAGCAUAAAUAAAAAGAACUACAGAGGGAACACAUCUGAAAUAAUCACUUUGGUAGAGAAACAUGGCGUUGAAGCAGAGAAGCACUUAUUUCGUUGUCUGGUCACACAAGUUGAUUUCUCUGGUAAUGGUGGCAGUGACAACAGGACUAACGUCACUAAAGAUGGACAGCAGCUCCAGUUUUUGAUACACGAGUCUACCCAACUCAUCACUCGGAGGAAUUUUGUCUCAAUUUUAUGUCACAGUUUUGAGAACCAAGAAAACAAAACGCUUCGUCCUGUUAAUCAAAUACUUACGAUUGUCUCUAAAGUUUUGAAACUGUCAAGAGUUCACGAGGUUGUGUUUGCUCUUGGUCUUACUGAAAGUAAUGACCCUGAUAUUAAGACUCAUGCUAUGAGUCAUCUAAAAUCAAAGUUGCCUGACCUCAUAAGAUCUUAUUCAGAUAUGAGCUCAGGUUUUGAAGGUGGGCUUGGUGACGUUGCUGUGGAAGUCCUUCACCUGUUACUCUCCUACCUUCUCCAAAGGUCUGAGGAUGAAACAGGUGGGAUCUCCGCUGACACUGUAGAGUCCUUUGUACAGGUUCUUAGACGAGAUUUUCCACGUGAACGUGUUCCUGUUGUAUUAGCUCCUUUAUUGUACCAGGAGCAGCAAGACAUCACUGAAGAUAGGCUGAUCCCAGUAUCUGUUACUCUACCAUUAUCAGUGAGUUCUAUAGAAUUGGCAGAGAUUAUACGUGAUGUUGGAUAUGCGGCUACUGCUUCUAAGCAAGACAUGUUGGAGAUAUUAAAGGAUUAUGGGAAGAUUAACAUAACACCAGCUGUAGUCGCUCGAGUCCUUGGAAUGAUGGCCCAGACUCACUCUGAUCUCUCUGACAGCUUACCUUAUAUGGGUGUUAAUUCUGAUCCUAGUAGGAUGCAGGUAAAGAGUCCAUCUUGUUGGGAUGCAAAGGUCCUUGCUAUUGCCCUUCAAUCAUUGGUUCCUAACCUCUGUUGGCGUGAUGUUGUACCCGAGAUGGACUAUGAAGGUUUUUACAUUCCUAGUACCGAAGGGCUUAACCUGAUAAUGACUUGUUUCAAUGUUGGAUCAAAGGACUCUUUCCCCAUUGAAAUGAUAUACGAGCCAUGGCUCCACACUAAAGGACAGCUCUCAUGGUUCCAGCAGGCAUUGAGCAGUGGGUCUAGUUUCAAUUUCUACAAUUAUCCAUUCAACCCUGUCAACCUUGAGCCAUUGAAGAACUCCUUUCUUGGGGAAGAAGCUAAAACAUGGCGUUCAUUGAGUCUCAUUGAGACAUUGCUCAAUUUAGCUGAGCAGGGCCAUCAUUGUGAAGUGAUUGAGUUGUUCAGGGUACCAGUCAAACAGUGUCCUGAAGUAUUCUUCCUUGGUUUACUCCAAUGCAAAACAUCAUGGCAGGUUGUUGAAACCGAGCUUCUCUCUCAUCUUCUCCCCAACUUCAUUAACAAUCACCCAACGUCUUCAUCUGUUCUCAGUUACAUCUGGCACAGCUCUCUUGGUACACCUGCUGUCCUUGCAUUACUUAUUAAAGUUAUUGCUGAUUGGUAUGCCCAAAAUGAUUACAAUGAUCACACCAGAAUACUCAAGAUAUUAGACAUAUGCCAGGACCUAAAGAUGCUACCUAUUAUAUUAAAAUGUAAUCAUUUCCCAUUUGUCAUUGACCUGGCUACUUGGGCAGCUAAAAGAAAGUUCCUUAAACUUGACCUGUGGAUGAUAGAGAAGAUCAAAGAAGUGCAGGAUCAGUUUGUUCAGGAGUGUAUCCAGUUCUUGGUUAAUCAUGCUCCUAGGCCAGUAGCGCCCAGUAAUGAGACUACUGGCCUAACUCAUGAUAUCGUCAUUACAAUGUUAGCAUGUCUCCAGCCAUAUGUUACUUCAUUAAAGUCAGAGUAUGCUCAAAAGUUAAAGAUGCUCAUUAAUUUUCACGGUCCCAUCUCUUCCCUUCCACCUCGACCAGCCCACCCACUCAGCCUUGGAAUUGAUGGAGGGUCUGGCGUUGUGGGAGGAGGAGGAGGAGGAGGAGGAGGAGACUAUCCUAUCCCUGGAUCACCUGCUGGGGUCAAGAGUUCUUUUGGACAGGAAAUUUUACUCUCUUCACCUAUUGGAGGGGGCGGUCCUGUGGGAGGGGCAGGCAACUCGUUUGGGAGUGGUGGAAAGAUGAUGGCAUCAUACGGACCACAGUCAUCACAGCAAGUACCAGAUCCAGUGUAUUUCUCUGUUGAGCAACCUUCUAAAGAUGUUGAUGAAAAGGCUAAUGCUUUCUUUCAGGCGAUAUACAACAGUAGAAUGAGUGUCAACCAGUUACUCGAGAUAUUAAGAAAAUUCAAAGAUUCGUCUAACAAAAAAGAGAAGGACCUCUUUGUUUGUAUGCUACGUAAUAUCUUUGAAGAGUACAAGUUCUUCCCUCAGUUCCCAGAGAAAGAGCUACAUAUCACAGGACAGCUGUUCGGGGGCAUAGUGGAGCACGGGCUUGUGACUUAUAUGUCACUCAACCUAGCUCUGAGGUUUAUUGUCGAUGCUUUGAAGAAGCCUCCUUCUAGCAAGAUGUACUUAUUUGGUUUGGCUGCGCUGGACAAGUGUAAGAAAAGACUGAAGGAUUUCCCUCAAUUCUGUGUGAACAUAGCCAGCAUAUCUCACUUCCAGACUUUCCCGUCUCAAUUGAAACAGUAUGUUCAGUACGGUCAGCAAUCGAUGGAUCCUCCACUUUCAGUGUCAGGGACUUCAUCAUUACCAGGCUAUAGUGGACUAGGACAUGAUAGUUUGGGUCUGAUUGGUUCAGUAUCAAGUAAUCCCAUUGGCUCUAUUGGCACUCCUGUUGGUACACCUGGUAGCAUUGAUCUGGCCACACCUACCUCCCUACCGUCCUUACCUUCAAUUGCCACGUCUAAUGUGUACCAGCCUGGCCCUGGCUCUGGCAACAGUCCACUCUCCUCUCCUGUAGUUCCGGAGAUGGGCCAGUUUUCACCUACAGCUACUACAGCAUCAUCUUCAAUUGCAACAUCUUCACUGGGAGGAGUAGCAGUGACUAGUAGUAUUAGUAAGACUCCUGUUACAGCUGGAAACAGUCCUGUCUCUAAACCUGGCGCACAACAGCCUCCUUCUAUAAACAAUACUAGUAUUGAUACAUUGCUGGUUGCAGCUGAUCUCUCUGAUAAGAAACCGCCUUCACAGGAUUUGCAGGAUAAAGUUCACUUUCUGUUCAAUAAUCUCUCAACCAGUACACUUCAACAAAAGGUUGAGGAGUUUACUGCAUUAGUUGGUGAUGAGUAUUAUGAUUGGGUGGCUCAGUAUCUUGUAAUGAAGAGGACGUCCAUUGAGCCCAACUAUCAUCCAUUGUACAUGAACUUCCUUGAUACCGUUAAUAAUUAUAAUCUACGUAAAGCUGUUCUUAAGGAAACCUAUCGUAAUAUAAAGGUUAUUCUUUCUUCUGACAAGACAAGUAAUAAUUUCUCAGACAGGGCAAUAUUAAAGAACCUUGGUAGAUGGUUAGGGAUGCAAACACUAGCAAAGAACAAGCCAAUCUUACACAUUGACUUAGCUAUGAAGGACCUGGUGUUAGAGGCUUAUCACAGAGGACAGCAGGAUCUUCUUUAUGUAGUACCUUUUGUUGCUAAAGUACUAGAGGCUUGUGCAGAUAGCAAGGUAUUUAAGCCUCCUAAUCCAUGGGUGAUGGCCAUUAUGACGGUAUUAGGCGAGUUACAUGCUGUGCAUGAUCUUAAACUGAAUCUGAAGUUUGAAGUCGAAGUACUUUGUAAGCAUUUGUCACUGGAAAUUUCUGAGCUGCCUCCUAGUAACUUCCUUAGUGAUACGGAGAGAGCUAAGAAACUCUGUCAACUAGUGAGUCAAAAAGACAAGCAAUCAGGUACAGGUACAUCACCUCCUCAACCAUUAUACCCAUAUGAAGACAUACCCACCACCAUACAAGGAAUCGCUUCUCUUAUACAGAUCAGCCCUCAAAUUGCUCUAUUGCAGCAGUAUCCUCAGUUAAAGCAAUACGUGAAGUCAUCAAUUGAGAAGUCAAUACAAGAUCUCUUAGUACCAGUUGCUGAUAGAUCGGCUAAAAUUGCUCUAACCACUGCUGAACAAAUCAUUAAAAAAGAUUUUGCAUUGGAUCCAGAAGUGUCACGUAUGCACGCUGCUGCUGUCCACAUGGUACGUCACCUCACAGCUGGCAUGGCUAUGAUAACUUGUCGUGAGCCGCUACUCCUAUCAAUAUGUAAUAACUUGAAGAGUGCCUUCUCGUCUGUAUUAAGACAUCCAGUAUCAAAUGAUGAGCAGUUGAAGCAGCUAAUAGAACAGGCCGCACUACAACUGAGUGCAGACAACACUGAACUAGCCAGUGCAUUCAUUCAAAAGACCGCUGUUGAGAAAGUUGUGCCUGAAAUGGAGAAAAGACUCACUGAAGAGUUUGAAUUACGCCAGUUAGCAAGAUCUGAAAGGAGACAAUAUUAUAAUCAUGUUGUACUUAGCUAUCAAGUGGAUAAGAUGCCAGAACAACUGAGAGUUAAUGUUGGUGGCCCGACUCCACAACAAGCUGUAGUGUAUGAGGAAUUUGCAAGAUGUCUUCCUGGCUUCCUACCAUCAUCUAAAGACACAGCUAAGGGGGAUCCAGCUAGCCAGUUUGUGCCUACAGAGGAGUUUGUCCACAUAUUAACAAACUGCAUCAAAGAGAUAACAAGUCAAAUAAGAAUGAUACCACCGACCCAACCAACGCCUCACAUCAUCAUGAUGAGGUCUCUCCUGGAGAUGGCAAUACCACUAAGGAUCAAUCCAACAUACGUCAAUGUCAUCACACUCUUACAAAAAGCUUUAGAAGGUUUAUUGGAAGGAAUGAAUCCGCCUCCUAGUGAACCAGACAUGUUUGUCAGUUUCAGGGACUCCCACAUACUGAUACUAAGAGCAUUACAGGAUCAACGUGCACUCGGUCCCAAAUCAGCCUGUUUUCUUGUUACUAAGAUGUUAAUGGAAGCAAGGGAAGAUAUCAAGUACAGCCCGAGAGCACUCAUUCUCUUAAUCGGACUACAGCUAGUGGAUAUGAAGCAACUCGAUGAAUUCCUUGCCAAAGCUGUUGAAAAUGGUCGUAACCUUGUUGCUCUUAGCUGCAGUAUUAAGUUGGUCAAUGCUAUCGAUUCAGCUGAGAGACGAGAGACACCUAUCACUGAUAAUGAUCUUAAGAAAACUAAAGAGACACUGUUUAGACUGACAGCUAAUGUUAGACAACUGCCGGAAAGCACUGCCCAAUUGUUAGAGCCAUUCUGUCACGAACACGAGAUACGCAUAGCAUCAUUAAAUCCUGAAAUGGGAAGCUCGGCUCCUGGGAUGCACUCAUCAAUGAUGCACCAUUCCUCCAGUGGAGGAUCCACUGGACCGGCUUCUACUGGACUAUCAGCAGCACCUGGCACCACUGGAGAACUGGAGGACCCUCCAGGACUUUAUGAAAAAGUGGAGUAUUUGUUAUCUGAAUGGGUCAGACAUUUCCAUCAGCCUGGUCUGUUAAGAGAUGGUGAUAAGAUAUAUGCAGCCUAUGUCGCUAGACUACAGCAGCAAGGGAUUCUUAAGAAUGAUGAUCUCAUUCAAAGAUUCUUUCGUAUCAGUAUGGAGAUGUGUGUUGAACUAUGCUAUCGUACACUAAAUGAUCCUGUUAAUGGUGGCAUGAGUAGACCAAAGUGUUACCAUACAAUGGAUGCAUUUGUUAAGCUGGUAGUGGUGUUGGUCAGGUAUUCUGGUGAAUCAUCAAACACACUAGCUAAAGUUAACCUUUUGAACAAAGUCCUAUUAACAGUCACUCAAGUGUUGCUUGCAGAUCAUGAGAAGAGACAAGUUGAGUUUCAUCAGUUGCCAUAUCACAGGUUCUUUAUAAUGAUACUCAAUGACUUGUGCUCUCCUGAUCCUGUUUUCGAUGCCAUCAAUUUCCCUGUGCUCCAAUGCUUCUGCACUGCUUAUCACAUGGUAAGACCAUCCAAAGCACCAGGCUUUGCUUACACAUGGCUUGAGCUAAUCUCUCAUAGAGUUUUUGUCUCUAAGCUACUAUUACAGACCCCUCAACAAAAGGGUUGGCCUCUCUUCCAUCAGUUGCUGAUUGAUGUUUUCAAGUUCUUGUCUCCGUUUUUACGCAAUGCAGAACUUGUAAAGCCAACACAAACACUCUAUAAAGGCACUCUAAGAGUAUUACUUGUCCUCCUUCACGAUUUCCCUGAGUUCUUGUGUGACUAUCACUUCUCAUUUUGUGACGUCAUUCCUCCAAACUGCAUUCAAAUGAGGAAUCUUAUCCUUUCUGCCUUCCCUAGGAACAUGAGACUGCCUGAUCCUUUCACUCCCAACCUCAAAGUGGAAUUAUUGCCUGAUAUACAGAAUGCCCCAAGAAUAUUACCGGCCUACAUACAGCUAAUUAUACCAGAUUUAAAAAAGAAUCUAGAUAACUACAUAAAAACACGAGCUCCAGUAACAUUCCUACAAGAACUAAGAGGACACUUACAAAUAUCGUCGGAACCUGGUAAACAAUACAAUUCAUCACUGAUCAAUGCUCUUGUGCUAUAUGUUGGCACACAAGCUAUCGCAUUCAUUCACAGUAAGAGUGGUACACCGUCUCCCACUACUAUAGCACACACGGCUCAUAUGGACAUAUUCCAACACCUUGUGGUAGACCUAGAUACUGAAGGUCGUUACUUAUUCCUUAAUGCAAUUGCUAAUCAGUUAAGAUAUCCUAAUAGUCACACACACUUCUUUAGUUGUGCCCUACUCUCUCUCUUUGCUGAGACUAAUCAUGAAGCAAUUCAAGAACAGAUCACAAGAGUUUUAUUGGAGAGAUUGAUUGUUAAUAGACCACACCCCUGGGGCCUAUUAAUCACAUUCAUUGAUCUCAUUAAAAAUCCUACCUACAACUUUUGGAAACAUGAUUUUGUCCACUGUGCACCUGAGAUAGAGAGGUUGUUUGAGUCAGUUGCUAAGAGUUGUAUGCAGAAGCAACCCACCACCAGUGCAAGUGCUACCAGUACCAGCAAUAGCACAAGAGAAUCAACGACUGACUCAUCGCAACAAGAAUAACUUUGAGUUUUAUUGUUAUUACAAACUGUAUUUCUGUGUGUAUACAGUCUUGAUUACUGAAUAGGCCAAAAAAA